Messenger RNA from Funneliformis caledonium, 1071 nucleotides. Lineage: Eukaryota; Fungi; Glomeromycota; Glomeromycetes; Glomerales; Glomeraceae. The record is from the annotation of a GenBank genome assembly.
AUGGGUAGGAUCCGUCUUUUGGGAGUACAAAAGCAGUCACGACAUUUGGGACACUUAGUUUAUCUUCAACUUGCAUUUUGCCAAGUCUGUAAUGGACCACCAUUUUGUGUUGUAGCGCGCAUGGAUACUAGGAAGCUUUUGCCUAAAUGGAAGAGAUGUAAACUUGAAGCUCAACGUAGCUUUCAACGGUUGAUGAGUGAUUCGUCCUUGAGUGGAAGGGCCUUAACCUAUUGCGAAAUGGAAAAAUUGGUAUACCCCAUAUACGGCCACAUCGUCAAAUUGCCGGAAACUCCUAAAGCCUUUGGGUACCGCGGAGAGCGUGAAAACGGUCUUGCAGCAGAUGGUCGAAAGGCUAUCGGAUGUUACUGGAAGACGGAUAGAUCGGAAGGUCCGAAUGGAUGGUUAAGAGCCAACUCCGAACAGGAUCUCGAAAGAGAGAAUGGACAAUCGGCAGCCAAGCGUUCUGGGCUCACUGUUUCUUUGAAGCAACCCGUACGUGCAGUUCAUCGACUAAAUGGCGAUGGGUGUUCUACAUCAACUCGUUUUAAAUUUCAACCUUCGACACUUGGAGGUUCGUUAGCAGCUCCCACUGACUAUUUACCAGCAGGGAUUCUAGAACGGAGAAGUACCUGGAUGUCGGUAAGCCCUCAUAGACUGGUUCGCUUGAAUGAAGGUGAAUCAAAUAACUAUGGACAAAGAGUCAUCGGAAUACCACUUCAGACUGGAAUGAAUAGGCGAAAUGGUAAGGAAUGCCCGGCCGUAAAUGAUAACAUCUAUGAAUCAUUUAUCCCUUGGGGCUGGUCUACUGCCACCACUAUAUAUCUUUGUGAUGCUAACUCGGAACCAGGUAAAAUCCUAGGUAGAGCCCAAUCUACCGAGAUUGAAGUUACCAUAAGGUCAUACGAUUUAGAAUCGCGAGAUGAAUUGCUUGAAAGUGGGAGGAGAAAAACGGAACGUUCCGUAAUCGUAAUGGAAGUCGCACUGCGAGCCAUUACGAGAGCCAGGUUAAAGGAUAAACCUCCUGGUCCGAAAAGUGAAAAUGAGAUUAUGGGAGAGGCUAAUCGUCAUAUG